AUGAAAAUUUCAUCGGGGAAGGUGGAUUCCGGAAAUUUGAUUGAUAUUGCUGCACGGAGGUUAGAUCACGAGCUUUGGUAUGGAAUCCCAGAGUUUCAGACAGAGAUUAUGAUGCUUGCUAGUCUAAAGCAUCAAAAUGUGGUCUCUAUUGUUAAGUUUUGUCAUGAGGAUGAGGAGAACAUCAUCAUAUACAAUUAUGAGGCCAAGGGAAGUCUUGAGCAAUACCUAAGUGACCCAGUUACACUCACUUGGACUCAAAGAUUGCACAUCUGUCUUGGUAUCGCUCGUGCCCUGAGUUACAUUCAUUAUGACAAGCAAUGCAGUUUUAGUGUCAUACAUCGUGACGUCAAAAGCUCUAUGAUUUUAUUAAGUGACAAGUGGGAAGCAAAACUAUCUGGUUUUGAGCUAUCCACGAUGCAACCAACAGCUAAAAGGCACAUAUCUGUCAAGCAUAUAUAA
Helianthus annuus (common sunflower) is the source of this 459-nucleotide messenger RNA. Its product is annotated as receptor-like protein kinase FERONIA. Gene Ontology annotation, cellular component: plasma membrane; plasmodesma. Gene Ontology annotation, biological process: protein autophosphorylation. The record is from RefSeq and is a predicted model, not a curated record. The coding region runs from base 1 to 459 and encodes 152 amino acids. The transcript has a single exon. NCBI's taxonomy places the organism in Eukaryota, Viridiplantae, Streptophyta, Magnoliopsida, Asterales, Asteraceae. Gene Ontology annotation, molecular function: transmembrane receptor protein tyrosine kinase activity; ATP binding.